This is a messenger RNA of Thunnus maccoyii (southern bluefin tuna), 6163 nucleotides long. Its product is annotated as up-regulator of cell proliferation-like. The transcript is spliced from 2 exons. Lineage: Eukaryota; Metazoa; Chordata; Actinopteri; Scombriformes; Scombridae. Bases 414 to 5114 code for a protein of 1566 amino acids. The record is from RefSeq and is a predicted model, not a curated record. Gene Ontology annotation, molecular function: GTP binding.
UGCACUCCUCCUCAGAACCCGAGAUAAAGGUAAAUAGAAACCUGUUGUUCAGUUGUAUCAAAUACUUUUGAUUUCUACAUCAAGUAUAAAUACAACAGAUGCAUGAAACCGUCCCAGAGUCUCCUGCAGUCUGAUGUCAGGUGUCAGUGAACCUCAGUAUGCUGGAACCAUUUGACUGUUUUGUAUUGAAAUGUGUCACAAAGCAUUUUUUCACAAUAUAAUUUGAAGUUGAUCAUAACUGUAUCUAGUUAGUGAUGAUUUGAAAUAUGUGCAGUAUUUUGACGCACUAAUGGAUUGCAUUUUAUAUAUUUUUUAAGAUGGACUGGUUCUGUCAAACAAAAAGAUGAUAUAUAAUUGUGUGUCUAGAUGUUGAAGAGCAGGGGAAUGAAGAGAAAACACUGACCUCGACUACUAUGGACACAGAUGGACGAGAGCCUACAGUCUUUUCCAACUUUCUCUCCAAACUUGGACUGAAGAAAUUUUAUCCCAACAAGCUCACUCUUCAGUCUCUUCUGGAAAUCAACAAAAACAACAUGUAUGAUGGAACUGUUGAAUCACUGGAGAAAAUACCAUGGUGCUUUCUCAGGAAACUCUUUCAAAUCAACACAAGAUACAGAAACUGUACACAAUUAUCAAGCAAUGAUGAUGAUGAUGAUGAUGAUGAUGAUGAUGAUGAUGAUGAUGAUGAUGAUGAUGAGGGGAACAGUGAAUCUGCAGACAACAAGGUUAACCCUCUCGACCUCAUAGUCGCACUCUUUCUUUGUGCUGACAGCUUCUUGCAACAGGAAAUGGCCCUCAAGAUGUCAAUGUGCCAGUUUUCUGUCCCACUGCUGUUGCCUCAUGGUGAUAACAGUCAGUGUUCCCUGAUGCUGUGGGCUCUGAGAGACAUCGUCAAAGAGUGGUGUCCACAUGAUUUGUCUGAAUCAAGAGGAUUUGAUUCAGACAACAUUGUCCAAGCAAAUAUACCAUUCUUUACCUUUGUGAGGCUGAAAAACUGUAGUUUGUCCAAGUCACAGAUGUUGAAUCAUGUUCUCAGCAGCGGCCAACAGAAUCACAACAUCUUCAUACACAGAGAUAUGGAAGGAGGAGAACUUAAAAGAGAAAUUGCCAAUGGUUUGGUUGAGGUUUGCUGGUACCUUCCCUGUGGCAAAAAAGAUCUUGACAUAUUUCCAGAACCAGUUGCCUUUGCCAAUUUGAGAGGAGACAUUUGUGAGUCACUCGCACAAUUCAAGUUUCUUUUUCAAGUGUCAACUGCUACCUUUGUGUUCCUGGACAAAGUUGAAGAAAAUGAGCACAAGAUUCUGACUUCUCUUCAAGAUGUGAAAUCCAAACUCUUCUUGGUUGUAAAUCGCAAGGGCAACUCUAGAGAGGAUAUGUCUGUCAAGAAAAUAAAGAAAGAGUUAGAGCUACCAAAAAGCAGCAUGAAAAUCAAAGACCCAAACGUAAAUGUUGUAGAGUUUUCAAAGAAACUUUGUGCAGCCAUCAAGAAAUCACUGCCAGAAGAAACUCCCAAAUUGAACAUUGUCAAUAUGGUUGGAAAAGCUGUUGAACUUGGUCUGUCUGUGGAUGAAAACUCAAGUGAAAAACAAAAGAAAGCAGUUGAGGAGAUCAUGGGUGACAUUGAGGGGCGAAGUAUACCAGACUACAAGAAAGAACAGCUUCCUUUUCAGGGAGAUAAGUGGAAAAGAUUAUCAAAGUUAGAGAAGAAGGAGUGUAGAUUGAAAUCUGGUGACUCAGACCUUGAACAGAAUAAAUGCAAGCUACAGGAAGAAAAACAAAAGAUUAGGGAGGAACAAAGCAAACAAAAACUGUCCAAAGGAAUGAAGAGUUUCAUUAAAACUUUAUCCACAAGUGACAAAGAAGAAAGAGAUUUUUUCCUUAAGUGGAUGAAACUCAAGUUUAACACACAUUCACGGAGGGAACUGUCUGAGCUGCGCAAGGAAUUCAAAGAGCAAUGCAAGAAGAAAGAUAAAGAUCUCACUGCAGAGUCACAACAGGCUUUGAUGGAGAGUUCUUUAGGAGUAGAGCAUUACAUGAGAGAGAUGGGACUCAUCUAUGAGUUCUCAAUUUCUGGCUCAAGAAACACUGCUGAUGAAAUAUCUCGUCUCCCUGGUUUGGCUGCUGAAAUGCUGUUGGAUGGAUAUCCUUUAGAGCUCUUGGAUGGAGAUGCUUCCAACAUCCCAGAGAGAUGGGUGACAGAUGUGCUGACGGAGCUUCACAAGAAGGUUGGAGGGAAGAGCAGACUGUUAGUACUGAGUGUGCUGGGUGUUCAAAGUUCAGGGAAGUCAACACUCCUCAACACCAUGUUUGGUGUGCAGUUUCCUGUCAGCAGCGGCAGAUGCACAAGAGGAGCUUAUAUGCUUUUCCUCAAAGUUGGAGAGGAUAUGAAACAUGAGUUGAAUUAUGAAUUUAUAGUUCUCAUUGACACAGAGGGUCUAAAAUCUCCUGAUUUGGCAGAACUAGAUGAAAGUUAUGAGCAUGACAACCAGCUGGCAACCUUUGUGAUUGGUUUAAGUGAUGUCACCAUUAUCAACCUCGCCAUGGAGAACUCAACAGAAAUGAAAGAUGUCCUGCAAAUUGCAGUUCAUGCCUUCUUGAGAAUGAGACAUAUUGGUAAAAGGCCAGUUUGUCAUUUUGUGCAUCAAAAUGUUUCUGGAGUUUCAGCUCAUGAAAAUACCAUAACAGAUAGAAAGAAGCUCUUGGACCAGCUCAAUAAAAUGACAGAAAUUGCAGCUGAAAUGGAAAAGAAGCCUUCUAUUAAAGCAUUCACAGAUGUGCUGGACUAUGACAUAGACAAAAACCACUGGAACAUCCCAGGACUCUGGCAUGGAACCCCUCCGAUGGCACCAGUGAACACAGGUUACAGUGAAGCUGUAGCAGAUUUCAAGAAAAAUCUUUUGAUGAAAGUGAAAACAAACCAAAGCAAUGACGUCUCACAGAUCCCAGAGUUUCUAAUAUGGAUAAAAAGUCUCUGGAAAUCUGUGAAAAAUGAGAACUUCAUCUUUAGUUUCAGAAACACUCUUGUGGCUCAGGCCUACGACAACCUUUGCAAAGAGUCCAGUCAAUGGGAAUGGCAGUUCAGAAAAGAAAUCCUCUCCUGGCAAACAGAAGCAGAGUUGGAAAUCUUAAAUUCUGACAAUGAAGCUGAUAUUCAAACUUGGAGCAUUUUGGUUGAUUCAAAAAAAUCAGAGGUGUCAAAAAAAAUAGCAUCUGAAAAAAGAAAAAUGAAGGAGAAACUAACAAACUACUACAAAAAGAAAGACCAGAAUGUAAAUCUGACAGAAAAAUACAAAACUGACUUUUUCAACAGCAUCAGUAGUCUCGCAAAGGAAAUCGAUUAUUCUGUGAAUAACAGAUUGGAUUAUGUCCUUGAGCUAAAAAAAAGUUCAAAAAAGGCUCAAGACAUUCAGAAGAAAUACAGAGGCGGGGUUGAAGACAAGGUCAUGAAGCUCCUGAGUGCCUGUAAACACUUCACACUGUCUGAUAAACAGCUGACACAGAAGUUUGAAAAGAUGUGGACUGAAGCCACUAAAAACGUGUCUGGCCUGAAAGAGCGAGAUAUCGCAGCAUGUGUCCUGAAUCAGUUGAGAAAAAAUUUCACAAACCGGAAUGUUGAUGAGAAAUUCCAAAACAUUAAAGACCUGAAGGAGAUUGGGAAGGGUCCAUUUAAAACCAAACCUGAACAUACAGACUCCUGGAUGAAGAAGGCUGGAUAUCUGUGGAAGGGAGAUGCAGAACUGAAGGAGUUUGCUGACGAUGUCAUUGAGUCUUGCACACGGUUUGUGUUUGAUAAAGCAAAGACAAACACAGAUUACAAUGACUCUUUUACAAGGGAGCUUCUUGAAAAAAUGGAUGAAUCCCUUGAUCAGAGUCACAAACAUCACAAAACAAAUACAAAGUUUGUGAUUGACCUGAAACUUCACAUGUGUGGCAUUGCCUCAAGGGAAUUCCUCAAAAUGCACCAAAAAUUCUUGUCAGAUAAUGAUCCUCAAAUUCAGCUGCAGAAGUACAAGACUCAGUACUUGUCAGAUUUUCUUGACUUAUACAAACAGAGAGAUAAUUGUCAGCGUAAAGCAAAACAUUUUGUCAGAUGUUGUAUCAAACCUGCUGUGGAAGAGUACAUCAACAGAUCUCUGGGAAUAAACAUAGUGGAUGAAAUUUGUCAUUCAGCAGAGUUCAGUUCCCGCUCCUUUUUCCAGUACAACAUUCAGGAAGAGUUGCUGCAAAAGGAUGACUUUGACAGUUUUGUCAAGUACAUUUGUAACUAUGAAAUAUAUGUGAAGGAUUGGAUAUUUCAGCAAAUCCAGCAACAAAUGUUAGAGAACAAGACUUUGAGCAAACUGAAACAAGAGAAUCUGAAGGUGAUAGUUCGCAAAAUCACAGCAGCCUUAGAGCAGGCCACAAAAGGACCAGAUGGUGUUCAACUGCCAGACAACAAAAAAAGCAUCACAGAGCUCAUCAGCAACAUGCGGAAGUAUUUGACUAAAGACAUCUCAAUUUCAGUGGAGGAUGAAAAAAGAACCCUGUUUCAAAUCCAAAGCACAUGUCAUCCAUUUAUCAACAGCCUCAAAAUGUCAAUAGAAGACUUGAACAAACAGCUUCAGGAGGAAUUCUCAAAGUCUGAAAACAUCACUGAGACUCUGAACAAACUUCCAAUCAAAUCACAGGAUGAGCUUUUCAAGCAAGUGUUUGGUUGUGGAAAACAAUGUCCAUUUUGUAAAGUUCCCUGUGAGGCUGGAGGCAAAGAUCACAAACAGCAUCAUGCAGCUGUUCAUCGACCAAAAGGUCUUGGUAGACACAGUUAUGAUGGCAGUGAUAAGCUGGUUGAAACACUGUGUACAACUGAUGUACAAAGUGAACGUAGAUUUAAAAAUGCAGACACUAAAGGAGAGUGGCAUCCAUACAAAGACUACACCAAGCACUAUCCAGACUGGCACAUUCCUCCAGAUCCCAGCAUAGAGGCAUCUGACUACUGGAAGUUUGUACUGGUACGAUACAAUGACAGAUUUGCUCAAGAAUACGAGGCCAAGCCAGCUGAUGUUCCAGAGGCCUGGAGGAGAAUCACAAAGGAACAAGCACUGAAGGGGUUAAAAGAUGCCUUCAACAUGAAGUGAACAACGUACAAAUGUCUUUAAAACAACAAAACAAAAUUUCAAACAAAAAUGAACUUUUUUGAGAGGAGCAAAAGGACACGAGCACUAAACAUGUUAGAGCUUUCAGCAGAUCAGAUCAGUCAAAUUCAAUCAGUUAAAUUCAAAAUAUAUCAAUACUGUUUUAAUGUAUAUUGUUUUGUUUUUCAUGUAACUGACUUUGUGGUUCACACUCAAAUUCAGACUAAAGCAGCUGCUGACAGUGAAUACUGUGGCAUCCUUUGGUCUGGUGAACAUGAUGAAUGACAAAUGAUGAGUUGAACAAGUUGUUGAGACGUUGAAGAGCUGGAAAUAAUUAUGUUAGACUGUUCAACUUUUUAUGUAAUAUUUCUUUUACUUAUUAUUUUGUGUUUUUAUUUUUUGGAAAUUACAGAUGUUUUGUUUUCUUCUCUCAUGAUUAAUGACUGGUGUUCAUGAUAAUGAUAAAGAAAAUGAUGAUGUACAACAAAGAUCAUGUAAAAAAGAGAUGAUGAUGUUUUAUGUUUUUAUCUUUAUUUUUUGGUUUGUGAUCAUUACAAAUGUUUAGUUUUUCCUUUUUUCAAGUUUUAAUAUAUGCAUAUACGUAUAAUAGCUGAUAUACACAAUUAUGAUGCUGAUGAAAUCAAUUAUAAUGAUGUUCUACAAAGAUCACAUGAAAAAAAGGUCAUGAUUUACAAUAUUAGUUUUGUUGUUUUUGUUUUUUGAUGAUUACAACUGUUUGUUUAAUGUUUCUUUGUUCAUAUUGAUAUGUGACUAUGUGAAUAGUAACCAGUGUGCAAGAUAAUAAUGAUAAUAAUGAUGAUGAUGAUGAUGAUGAAGAUGUCAUCAUGGUUCAUUCAGUGUUUGCAGUUGGUUUUCUAAUGGUUACUACCAGUCAAUCAAUAACAAAUAUUGAUACAAAUGACUUUUGGUGCCUUUCUGAAGCUGAACAUGAAACAAAGAGGCAGAAAGCACAGAAACAAUUACUCUGACUUUUAAAUAUUUACCUUUUUUUCUUGUUUAUUUUAUCCUUUUAAAUAAAAAUGUGAUGAUGA